GGAGGCCAAAGCAGCGAGCUGAGAGAGGGCGUACUUCACACGGACAGCAGUAGCCAGGAAGAAACGGAGAUUAUCUCUCUCGCCGUCAGGAAGGACACGGCGCGGCGCACGAGCGAAUUUUACGCCGACGCAAUAGUCGCUUCGAAGGAAAGGCCGCAGUAAUAGAGUUGCCGCACGUGCUCUGUCUGCUGUUAGCGAAUGUCUGCGAUGACCUCUGCGCCCGCUCAGGGGAUGCCGGCGGCGGAGGGAGUCACGGAGUCUGGCCUAGUUGGCGGGAUAUUCAGCAAAGCCCAGCACGACGGCAUCCGGGUCAAGUUUUCGGAUGUCGACUGGGCCACCAUCGUGCGCGCCGGCAAUGUCUCUCAGACCGAGGUGGAGCAACUGCGGGCGAACGACGAGAGCGCGGUGGAGUUCCUCAUGCACGACGAGGCCGCGGCCAAGAAGUACGUCUCCACCCUGGUGAAGAUCAUGAAGACCACAACCUCGGACGCUCGCGCACAGUACUUCGCCGUCUCCAGGUGCGAGGAUAUCGUAGCCGACGAUGGCAAGGUGCGAUCCCAGCUCUUCCUUACCUCGCCUAAGCAGCCCCUCGACCAGGCGCCGUUCCUGAGAGUAAUCGACAGCGGGGACGCGGCAGCCCAGCAGGUCGCGAGCAUCGUCCUGGCGCUCUUGAUCGUGAACUUGGACGCGGAUAGCGAACCGUUGACCGCGUGGAUCUGCAAGCAGCUCUCCAUGGGCCGCGGCCGUGGGCAGAGCGUCCGCGGGGCCGUGCAGGCUCUUUGUGUUCUCCUCCGCAACGACACGGCGAGGAUAUCGUUCGGCAGGCACGGCGGCGUGGCGUACCUUACCAAGAUCAUCAGGAUGCAGGGGGGAGACAGCAGCAUGGCCCAGCUCAUGUACGAGCUGUGCUUCUGCCUUUGGUCGGUGUCUCUUUGCGACGAAGUCAAGCAGGACUUCAUGAGCUGCGGCGCGAUCCCCAUCCUCGCCCAGCAGGUCGCCGCCGCCACCUCCGAAAAGGUGAUCCGAGUCUCUCUCGCCGCGCUCAAGCACCUCACGGAAGGGGAGGCGAUGAGCUUCAACGCGGAGAUGAUCGCGUGCGGGCUGCCCAAGACCCUCCGGAACAUGAAGACCCGGCAGUGGGCGGACCCGGACAUCAAGGAGGACGUGGACACGUUGGACACCGCCAAGGAGCGAGUGAUGUUGCUCGUGGACAGCGAGCACAAGGACGUCCAGCGCCACGCGCUGCAGUGCGUGUCCAAGAUCAUGGUCAACAAGUGGGAGUUUAUCCGGUGA
Ectocarpus siliculosus is the source of this 1293-nucleotide messenger RNA. The record is from the annotation of a GenBank genome assembly. NCBI's taxonomy places the organism in Eukaryota, Phaeophyceae, Ectocarpales, Ectocarpaceae.